Messenger RNA from Xenopus laevis (African clawed frog), 6584 nucleotides. It is a transcript of the gene rapgef6.S, whose product is annotated as rap guanine nucleotide exchange factor 6. The record is from RefSeq and is a predicted model, not a curated record. The transcript has 26 exons. Bases 1635 to 6143 code for a protein of 1502 amino acids. Gene Ontology annotation, biological process: small GTPase-mediated signal transduction; signal transduction. Gene Ontology annotation, cellular component: plasma membrane; cytoplasm. Gene Ontology annotation, molecular function: guanyl-nucleotide exchange factor activity. Lineage: Eukaryota; Metazoa; Chordata; Amphibia; Anura; Pipidae.
GUGUUAAAUGAUUAAAAUGGAGUUUAUGGGACCUGGCCUUUAUGUAAUUUGGAGCUUUUUUGGAUAACUGAUUCUGGAUACAAUAAGGUGGCUGUGGAAGAGACUGGAGAACUGAAGAGGUGGACAACUGCUGGACAAAAAAAAAAAAAAAAAAAAUACAGCCCAACUAUAGUCUCUAAUAUCAUUCUCUUUAUCAGACAAAGUGUUACUAUAAAGACAAACAACCCUUUAAAACUGCAAAAUUAGCAUAGCCUUUUGUGUACAUAGACAUAUUUACCUAUUUUGGAGUAAUUAGAAUGUGAAAUUUUCUAGUAAUUUUUUUGUAGUUUUCUAAGGUCAAGUUAGUAGCAUUCUUUUUUACCUUGCGUUUAGAUAGUCGAAAGGCCCGAAGCUCUGGACCCUUUUCCCGAGACUCCGGCCCCCCUGCCCGAGGCUCUGGCCCCUCGCACCUACCUUCUUUUUCUUUCAGCCCUGCUGGGGGCCAGGGUUGGAGGUCGGAAGCCGGGUCUGGGCUAGCAGGCCAACCAGAUUUUUCCCGGUGUCCGGCUGGCCCAGUCAGACACUGCCUUGGAUACAUUCUGAUUUCCCCCACUGUUGACAUGUGCUCUACUGUUUUAAAUUAUUCUGCUCCUGGGGGCCGGGAUAUUUUGAACUUUUAUUAAUGCAGCAGCUUCCAGAUAUCCCUUUUCCCCCAUUUAUAAUUUGUUUUUGAGACAUUCCCUUUCCAUGGCAAAAAUCAUUAUUACAAAUACAGUAUGUAUAUUUUGGGGCAGGAAAAAAAAAACUGCUCAAUUGGUGCCGUAUAUAUUUUAUAAUAUUCUUUGGAUCAUAAACGUCAUAUAUCAGCCCUAAAACGAGCAUGUUUUGCUGCACUAUCUAUUUUUGGUAGGUUAUUAGGUGCCUUAAAGAUGCUCUGUUGGCUGAAUUGAUCUAAUGCAGCCACUAAAGGCUUUCUGUACAGGUGAUGUCAUCCUUUUAGCCAGGCUCUCCCCAUUAGAUAUUUCAUCUUGCUGCGUUCAUCCAAUCGAUGCCGCCUGCUCCUAAGGGACCUACUGAGAGAUGCAAGCAAGAGAGAGAGAAAAGAGAGACUGUAGUAAGACUCGGGACUUCUCUCUUUCAGCCGUUGUAAACAGAGCAUUUUAUUUAUUUAAUUCAGAUUAACUAGACCUUUUUUUUUAAAGCAUGUUAAUGCUUUUAUUUGAAUGCAAAUGGGACAGAAGUGCUCUCUUUGCAGCCACUUGAUGCGGAAUAGGCUGAACACCUCUAUAGAAAAUAUCUGAAAAAAAAGAGGAAACUUGACAUCUGUAAUUUGGAUCCGGAAUUCUGCAAGAGAGAGACCGUCGCACUCGUGAAGAGGGGAGUUUAAGCAAUGUAGAUUCUGCAGUGUGCUUAUUGCAUUGUCUGGGAACACCGUCAUUUAUUUGGAGGCUUUAUGGCACGAGCAAUUGAAUGGAAAAGCCUCUGCGUGACAUACUGCAUCCUUUCCUAAGUGCAGGACUUGCUGCCUCUCUGCAAGGACCAUCUGCUGCCCGGUUACAUUUCCUAGGAAGGAACACCCACCGUAUCUAGUGUGAGAAGAAACUGGAAUUAUCCCAUCUAUUCUGGAUGCUUCUGGCCAAAGGAAACUUUGAAAUAUGGCAUUCCUUGUAAGAUGCUAUGCCAACUGUCUGCAGCCCUGGGCUUCGAAACUCCCCACAGACCUUUCCAAAAUACACCUCUCCGACAGCCCUCAUCCACAUGUUACCCACGUGCCAUCCAGCCAAUCAGGAUGCAGCAUUGCAAGCGACUCUGGAAGCAGCAGCUUAUCAGAUAUUUACCAGGCAACAGAAAGUGAAAUGGGGGAUGUUGACUUGACAGGUUUGCCAGAGGCAACUGUUGAUUCUGAAGAUGAAGAGGAAGAUGAAGAUAUUGAGAGAGCUUCAGACACAAUGCUGACUCGAGACAUUGUGAGGGAGUGUCUUGAGAAGGAUCCCACAGACAGAACAGAUGAUGACAUUGAGCAAUUGUUGGAAUUCAUGCACCAGCUUCCAGCCUUUGUCAACAUGACCAUGUCGGUGAGGCGAAAACUUUGCUCGGUCAUGAUUUUUGAAGUUGUGGAACAGGCUGGCGCGAUCAUCAUUGAAGAUGGGCAAGAACUGGACUCUUGGUAUGUCAUCCUUAAUGGGACUGUAGAAAUCAGCCAUACAGAUGGCAAGGUGGAAAACCUUUGUAUGGGAAAUAGCUUUGGGAUAAACCCAUCUUUAGAAACACAGUACAUGGAUGGAGUAGUAAAAACCAAAGCAGACGAUUGCCAGUUUGUGUGCAUAGCACAGCAGGACUACUUUCGGAUAUUAAAUCAUGUGGAAAAAAACACACACAAAGUCAAGGAAAAAGGAGAGAUUGUUAUGGUUAACGAACACCGAGAGCUGGAUAGAAGUGGCACACGGAAGGGACACAUAGUAAUUCAGGGGACACCAGAAAGACUCACCAUGCACCUAAUAGAAGAGCACUCUGUUGUUGACCCUACCUUCAUAGAAGAUUUUCUAUUAACAUACAGGACAUUCCUUUCAAGUCCAUUAGAAGUUGGGGACAAGCUUUUGGAAUGGUUCAAAGAUGACAGUCGUCGCGACAAGGUAACACGAGUUGUACUUCUAUGGGUUAACAACCAUUUCAAUGAUUUUGAAGGAGAACCUGCAAUGACAAGGUUCUUGGAAGCAUUUGAAAGGAAUCUUGAAAAUGCGAAAAUGAAGGGUCAUCUGCGACUGCUAAACAUAGCCUGUGCGGCAAAAGCCAAAUUGAGACAGGUUACACUGCUUAAACCUUCUCGUGAAUCACCUUUUAAUUUCACCGUUCUUGGGGGAAGUGACAAAGGUUUCGGCAUGUUUAUUGAAAGUGUUGAGGCCGGAAGCAAAGCUGCAGAAGUUGGAUUAAAAAGUGGAGAUCAGAUUAUGGAAGUCAAUGGGCAAAAUUUUGAAAAUAUCCCUUACGCAAAAGCCCUGGAGAUCUUGAAAAACAACACACACCUUUCCAUCACUGUGAAAACCAACAUUUUUGUGUUCAAAGAGCUUCUAAAUCGAAUUGGGCAGGAGAAAAAAAAUGGGGUCCCACACGUCCCUAAAAUCGCAGAGAAGAAGAAUAAUAGAUACUCCAUCCCCGAUCUCUCAAAUGAUGUAGAACAGAUGUUUCCACGGGAUCGAACAAGCAAGAAAAUGAAAGCCAAUACAGUCUCUGGGGGGCGGAAUCGAAUCCGGAAAAUCUUGGACAAGACACGUUUUAGUAUAUUACCGCCUAAGCCAUUCAGUGACGGUCGUGUUAUCCAGUCGCAGGAUGACAGUAUUGUUGGCACCAGGCAGUGCAGACACAGUGUGGCUAUUAUGCCCAUUCCAGGCACGCUAUCAUCGAGCAGUCCAGACCUUCUGCAAGCUACAACAAACAUAUUGGAUUUUGCCAAUCCUACAGCUUUUGGAUUUUACUACAUCCCAGACCAAGUCAUACGAAUCUUUAAAGCAGAUCAGCAGUGCUGCUAUAUCAUCAUCGGCAAAGACACAACUGCUAAGGAGGUGGUGGUGCAGGCGCUCCAUGAAUUCAGCCUUACGGGCUCCACAGACACAUACUCUCUGUGUGAGGUCUCUGUCAGUCCAGAAGGCGUCAUUAAACAAAGGCGGCUUCCAGAUCAGCUUUCUAAACUGGCAGACAGAAUCCAGCUAAAUGGAAGGUAUUAUUUGAAGAACAACAUGGAGACAGAGACAUUGUGCUCAGAUGAAGAUGCUCAGGAGCUUCUCCGUGAAAGUCUCAUCUCUCUCCUUCAGCUUAGCACUAUCGAGGUGGCAACGCAGCUUUCUAUGAGGGACUUUGAGCUCUUCCGUAAUAUUGAGCCCACCGAGUACAUUGACGACCUUUUCAAGUUACAUUCCAAGACCAGCGCCGCUCAUCUUAAACAGUUUGAGGAAGUGAUCAACCAAGAGACUUUUUGGGUGGCCACGGAAAUUCUAAGAGAACCAAACCAGUUGAAGAGGAUGAAAAUUGUGAAGCAUUUCAUUAAGACUGCCCUCCAUUGCAGAGAAUGCAGAAAUUUUAAUUCCAUGUUUGCUAUUAUAAGUGGGCUAAAUCUUGCACCUGUGGCUAGACUUCGAGGAACUUGGGAAAAGUUACCCAGCAAAUAUGAGAAACUGCUUCGAGACCUGCAAGAUCUCUUUGACCCCUCAAGAAAUAUGGCAAAAUACCGUAACAUUCUAAGCAGUCAGAGCAUGCAGCCUCCCAUCAUACCUCUCUUCCCAGUGGUCAAGAAGGAUAUAACAUUUCUUCAUGAAGGAAAUGAUUCAAAGGUUGACGGGCUAGUAAAUUUUGAGAAGCUGCGAAUGAUUGCCAAAGAGAUCCGACAUGUUGUCCGCAUGACUUCUGCUAAUAUGGAUCCAGCAGUUAUGUUUAGGCAAAGGAAGAAGAGGUGGAGAAGUUUAGGGUCCUUAAGUCAAGGCAGCACAAACUCUAACAUGCUGGAUGUUCAAGGAGGUGGUCACAAGAAACGGGCUCGCAGAAGUUCUUUCCUUAAUGCUAAGAAGCUGUAUGAAGAUGCCCAGAUGUCAAGGAAGGUAAAGCAGUACAUCUCCAACCUGAGUGUGGAAAUUGAUGAGGAGAAGAUCCAACUCAUGUCAUUGCAAUGUGAACCAGCCUACAGCACUUUGGCAAAGAAUUUAAGUGAGAGAAGAUCUGCUAAAUCUGACAUGUCUCCUGCACCUUUGAGGCCAUCGGGCCAAACUACCAAAGCCCAUAUCCAUCAGCAGAACAGAAUGAGCCAAGUACUACAAGUCCCUACAGUAAAUUUAUAUCCGAUCCGAAAGAAAGCACUAGCUAAGGAACAGCUUCCAUGCACUUCAGGAGCUCCACAAAAAAUCUCUGGCUUGACAGACGAGGUUACAGUUAAAGCACAGUUAGAAGACUCUGUUUCUCUCGUGUCAUCAUUGCAUUCCAGCCCAGCAGCCUCCCCUCAAGGCUCUCCACGUAAAGGUGUUAGCAUUUCAAGAUCAGGGAACUCCAGUCAGAUGAACCUCUCUGGAUCCUCCUCAUCACUAACCAGUGAUCUAAACCAGAAGAUCUGCACUCAGCGUGGCUAUGGAAUAGGCUACGCCACAAAACCAUCAGCGAGAUCUGAUAACUUUUCAGACUCGAGCAACAGUGAGAUCUCAUCACGGUCAAGUCUAGUCAGCAAUUGCUCAGUAGAUUCCAUGUCGUCAACCCUUCAGGAUGAAAAAUCUUUGCCUCAUCCACAUGCUGAGUCAAUGGGAACAGCAGAAAGGAAAGAAGUUCAUCCGUCCUCUGAGUAUAACCAGCCCUGUAGUAGCUGGCUUCAUGCGAGGCAUCCUGUCAUCCGAAAUGUCAUAGCAUGUGCGAGCGGUGAAGACGUAUCUCACGACCACAUUGCUGUAGAGCCGGCAGAUAGUGGCCGGGGCAGUUGGACAUCUUGUUCAAGUAAUUCACAUGACAAUUUCCAAUCUUUGCAAAGCCAGAAGGGACAGGAGCGCUUAAGCACUUACCGCCAUUCACCUAUUGACGCCCCAAUUGCUGAGGCAGUGCCGGCGAACUGCAGCAUAGAUGAAACACAGAGUGAAGACUGUACCAAAGGAAAUAGGCACUCAAACAACAGUUUGGAACUAAACGAAUCUCGGCAAAGUUGGGCUUCGUCGAGCUCAUUGUCAGAUACUUACGAGACGAACUAUGGCACCAUAAAGCGAAGAGUGCUGGAAACAGGGGAAAAAACUGAGGCUUUGGGCCAACAAAGUGCGGAUGUCUUUUAUAAAACAGUUACUUCCACUACUGAAAAAGGACUGAUAGUGUACUGUGUCACCUCAUCUAAGAAGGACAGUAGGUAUAGAGAGCCACCUCCCACUCCUCCGGGCUACCAGGGGAUAUCAUUAGCCGACAUAAAGGAAGGACAACCCCACCAACCGCACUUAAAACCUCCAGAUUAUAGUGUGGCGAUACAGAGGUCAAAGAUGGUACAUAAAGACCUCUCUAGGCUUUCAUCAGCCUGUGUUGAUAGUGAACCGGUCUCAUGUGUCUCACAGAAGACGAUUACCCAUUGGCAUAACCGGCAUCAGCCUUAUCCUAAUGUUCAGGCUGACAAAGAUAGUAAAGAAGAUGAAGAUGAUCAAAUGUCAGCGGUUUAAAUUCUCGAUCGUUUACAAGGCAAUAAAGAAGACUUGAAAAUGUUAGCAAUGAUGCUGAAUCCAUUAAACUGAAGCCGAUCCCUUGCUGCUAGUAACCUCCAUCCAAAUUUUGAAUUGAUUAUUAACAGUGUGAAAUUGGGCCUCUUGCAUUGAAGGGCAUUUUUCUGCUAGAGAAUUGGAGCUCUGCCGGCACUGGACAACAAGAUCUGUAAAGAGAGCAGAAAUCCACACCUUCUAUAACCCCAUCUCUCCUGUGAUCCAUCAUAAUCCUACUGCAGAGCCAUGAUCCCUCGGCGUUCAGUACAUUACUCUUAAAUCAAGUGCUAUUCACUCUUCCCUUGUUUGUUUGUUUGUUUUUCUAACGAACGUGUUGAUUUUAAUGAAACUCAGGUAAUGCUGAGAAAACAAAUUUGCAAAUAUACGCGUGUAUGUAAAUAUAAA